Messenger RNA from Brettanomyces bruxellensis, 1677 nucleotides. RefSeq lists its product as uncharacterized. The record is from RefSeq and is a predicted model, not a curated record. Bases 1 to 1677 code for a protein of 558 amino acids. Gene Ontology annotation, cellular component: nucleus; cytoplasm. Lineage: Eukaryota; Fungi; Ascomycota; Pichiomycetes; Pichiales; Pichiaceae. Gene Ontology annotation, molecular function: RNA polymerase II cis-regulatory region sequence-specific DNA binding. The transcript has a single exon.
AUGUCAACUGCAGAAAGAGCAAAACAGCUUGUGGGCAACGUUGUUGUGACAAACCCAACUCUGAAAGAAAAAAGAGAAAGUGAUCGUCCAUACAAGUGUCCAAUAUGUGGCAAGGCAUUUAGGAGACUCGAGCACAGAACAAGACACAUCAGAACGCACACAGGUGAGAAACCUCACAAGUGCACUUUUCCAGGAUGCACAAAGAGGUUCUCGAGGUCGGAUGAGUUGACAAGGCACAUGAGAAUCCACACAAAUCCAACAGUGAGGAAGAAGAGAGGUCCAAGAAAGAAGAAUGCUUAUGGGAACAAGAUCGAGGGCCAGCAGCAGGGUGUGCCGAUUGCAAUGCAGGCACAGAACGGCAUGCAGGCGGUGCUGAUGCCGAUAGGAUAUGAUAUGCAGGGCAAGCCGAUAUAUCCCCAGCCGGUGCCUAUAUACAUUCUUCCGGCGGGUUCUGUUCCGGCUAAUCUUGAUUUCCAGAUGCAGGGGCAGCAACUUCAGCAGGUUCAACAAGUGCAACAAGUUCAACAGGGUCAGCAGGGCCAGCAAAUUCAGCAAAUUCAACAGAUUCAACCAAUCCAACAAAUUCAACCAAUCCAAAAGUCUCAACAGUCGCAGCAGACUCCUCAACACAUAUUCCAGCCCGUUAUGGCUCCUGGCAGAGUGAGAAAGCAGAUCCAGGGACCAGCUCAGAGUGCUAUCCAGGGACAAAACCAGCAGUUGCCAAGGCCAGUGUUGUCUCCCCGGUCUGCCAAGGGCGUCACAAGGUCGUUCAAAGGCAGUGCAGGCCUGGGAACGGUCCCCGAAGAGAUCAAGAAGCAGUGCAAGUACCGGUCGAGCUCUUCGCUCUCGAACUUCUUUGCACCUAGAGCCACAAGCUUCGAGUUCUCUCCUCCGCAGUCCGGGUUGUCGUCCAGGACCAACUCGACAAACUCGUUGCGUUCUUUGGACUCGUUUGCCAACUCUUCGUCCUCGACCACGCUUUCAUCAUCUUUCAACACGUUCAAGGGCUCUCUCUCAUCCUUGCACAAGUUGACUCCCCUCCGGAGUGUCAAGAGCCGCCAGGACGUGCUGUUGAAGUCUCACACGACAAUUUCGCUCUCCACGUUGGUCAACAAGGACGAUGAGGUCGCCGUGCACCAAAACAAGAAGUCCAGGCCCAACUCGCCGACUCUCAGUGCGUCGACGAGCUUUUUGGGACACCCCGACGGUAUUCUGGGUGCUGCACACAGGCCUGCAGCAGUUUUCAACAUGACUUCUCCUCACGAGACUCCGCUUUCCACCCCAACGCAGUCUCCUACUUUGAAACCUAUGAAUGUGCCCGGAUCCCUAACCAGAAGCAUCCCUCUAGACUCUGUGUUGAAUAGUAAGAACGACAGCCAGAAUUCCACCAAUAGCAGCAGCAGCAGCAGCACAAGCUCGAGUGCUUUGGGAAUAAACGUCAAGCCACUGCCCCAGUUCCACUCGCAGUCCUCCGUUCAGCUUCCAUCUCUAAAAUCGAUGCUGGGCCCGCUCGAGAAACUGGAUAAGAAGCUUUCUGAUGGCAAGUCCAUCAAAAACGACCCGGACGAGCGUAUGAAGCAGAUCUUGAACCGGUCCAUGUCUCACGACAAUCUUUCUCUGCUUCCAACGAGAGAGAAGUCCGGCAUGAACUUGAGCUCCUUGAACGAGGGCCAAUAG